AUGCGGGCAACACCUACGGAAUCGUUCAGUUUCGUUUAUAGUUGCGAUUUACAAACGAAUGUACAAGUUAAAGUUGCUGAAUUCGAAGGGAUAUUUCGUGACGCGAUAAAUCCAGUGAGAAGACUGAAUCAGUUGUUUGCGGAGAUUACGGUCUACUGCAACAAUCAACAAAUCGGUUAUCCAGUCUGCACAUCGUUCCAUACUCCACCGGAUUCGUCCCAACUUGCUCGCCAAAAACUCAUUCAGAAAUGGAAUGAAUGGCUGACUCUUCCAAUCAGAUACUCGGAUUUGAGUCGCGAUUCAUUCCUUCACAUCACAAUUUGGGAACACGAAGACGAUGCAGAUUACGUGAAUAAUUUGAACUCAACAUUCCCUCGAAGACUCGUUGCCCAAUCGAGGUUGAGCAUGUUCUCAAAACGUGGAAUUCUGAAAUCAGGAGUGAUCGAUGUCCAAAUGACAGUAUCCGAAAAACCAGAUCCAUACACGAAACAAGCAGAAACUUGGAAGUUUUCGGAUGCAUGGGGAGAGGAAAUCGAUCUACUUUUCAAGCAAGUCACUCGACAAUCACGCGGUCUUGUUGAAGAUGUUCCAUGGUUGGACCCUUUCGCAUCAAGAAGAAUUGAAUUGAUCCGAGCGAAAUACAAGCAUUCAUCACCUGAUAGACACAUCUUUUUGGUAUUGGAAAUGGCAGCGAUCCGACUUGGACCAACUUUUUAUAAAGUUGUUUAUUAUGAAGACGAAAGCAAAAAUAUGCGAGUCUCUACCUCAGUCAACGGUGGUGUCGGAAUUGUGACCGCUUGUACCCGUUACUGUGUAGCUGAUCCCGAACUCCUUCUGGAUUCCCUCGCAGAAGUGAAACACAGUGCAAUGACUCGCCGAAUCCGUGAUUCUGGAGAUGAACGUCAUCGUCAAGUGAAACCAAAUAAACAAGCGAAGGAUCGUCUCGAAAUGAUAGUAAAUCUACCAUCUUCUCAAGUUUUGACAAGAGAACAAAGAGAUUUAGUCUGGAAAUUCCGUCAUUAUUUGAGACAAUUCCCGAAAGCGUUGAAUAAAUAUCUGAGAUCUGUCAAUUGGGCGCAACCACAAGAAGUCAAAAUGGCAUUGGCAUUGAUGAAUGAUUGGGAACUGAUCGAAGCGGAAGAUGCUCUCGAAUUACUCUCAUCUGCAUUCACUCACCCUGCAGUACGUGCGUAUUCUGUUUCACGUCUUCUAGAAGCUGCUUCACCGGAACAAGUCUUGCUGUAUCUCCCACAACUUGUACAAGCUUUGAAAUACGAACAAAAUCAAUCAGGAGAUACUGAAGAAGAAGCACAAACUCCAGAAGACGCCCCGGAAUCUGUCAAAAAAGCAACGACGCCUACAUCAGAGGAUUCAGAAGCGAAGGAUAUUCAAGUGGUGACUAAGAAGGAAGCGAGGAAGGCUAGUGGAGAUUUGGCAACUUUCUUGAUAGACUACGCCCUGGCCUCCCCGAAAGUGUCAAAUUAUCUCUAUUGGCAUCUGAAAACUGAGAUCGAAUCGACGAAAACAACCGAGGAGCAUCUAUCAAAAAUGUAUCAAAACAUUCAAGAUCGUCUAAUGGAAGCAUUGGUGAAGAGACACGAUACUCGAGCUCAAGUUGAUUCAUUACAACAGCAACAAGUAUUCGUAGAAGAUUUGAUUGUAUUAAUGAAUGAAGCGAAAGCAAGAGGAGGGAGAUUGAAUGACGGAAAAUCAGCAGAAUUCAGGACAAUGUUAUCAAGAGCAAAGCAUAUGUUGGAACUGAAAGGUGUUCAUCUUCCGUUGGAUCCCAGCUAUCGUCUGAUAUCAGUCAUUCCCGAUACUGCCGGAUUCUUCAAAUCAGAAAUGAUGCCAGCCAAAAUAUCAUUUAAAGUCCAGCCGACAACUGGAAAAGUUGACAAGAAUUUCCUAGAAGAAUAUACAGUAAUUUUCAAGACUGGAGAUGACUUGAGACAGGAUCAAUUGAUUCAACAAAUGGUUCGAUUGAUUGAUAUUAUACUGAAGAAAGAACAAUUGGAUCUGAAGUUGACACCAUACUUGGUUCUCGCCACCGGAGUCGGUCAAGGAUUCGUUCAAUGCAUCAAAUCGAAACCACUUCGUGCUAUACAAGAGCAAUAUAAAGCACAUAAAUUGGAUUGUAUUCGUGAAGCAAUGAAAGAAUUACGUCCAGGAGAUGGUCCAUUCGGAAUUGAAUCAAAUGUUAUCGAUAAUUAUGUCAGAUCUCUCGCCGGUUAUUCUGUAAUUAUGUACAUCCUUGGUCUUGGUGAUCGUCAUUUGGACAAUCUGCUUCUCUGUGAAAAUGGAAAACUGUUCCAUGUGGAUUUCGGAUUCAUUCUGGGAAGAGACCCGAAACCAAUGCCUCCACCGAUGAAAUUGACUUCUGAAAUGGUUCAAGUCAUGGGCGGAGUUAAGAGUAAACAGUUUUUAGAAUUCGUUCAACAUGUCGACUCAGCGUAUCGAAUUCUAAGAAGACACUCGAAUGUUCUUCUUAAUUUAUUCUCUUUGAUGUUGGACGCUGGAAUUCCAGAUAUUGCAUCCGAACCCGAUAAGGCUAUAUUCAAGAUUGAACAACGUCUUCGUUUGGACCUUUCGGAUGAGGCAGCCACAAAACAUAUUUUCACUCAAAUCGAAUCCAGUCUCAAUGCGAAAAUGGCUAUGAUUUCGGAUAUUAUUCAUGCAUACAAACAGAAUUUGAUGUAA
Molecule: messenger RNA, 2697 nt
Organism: Caenorhabditis remanei
Lineage: Eukaryota; Metazoa; Nematoda; Chromadorea; Rhabditida; Rhabditidae
Exons: 6
Coding region: 1-2697 (898 amino acids)
Biological process (GO): phosphatidylinositol-3-phosphate biosynthetic process; phosphatidylinositol-mediated signaling; autophagy of peroxisome
Cellular component (GO): phosphatidylinositol 3-kinase complex, class III, type II; phagophore assembly site; cytoplasm
Molecular function (GO): 1-phosphatidylinositol-3-kinase activity
Source: RefSeq, a predicted model, not a curated record